UCUUUCUGCUGACACUAGACGGCAUCAAGACCAGACCAAGGAAGAUACUCAGUGAAACACAACGGUUUGCAAUGGGGCUAUAUCUGGUGGUCCUCUGGGUCUGUGCUGUGGUGCUGCAUUCCCUUGGGAGAGCAGAGGAAGUAACUCCAAUGACUGAAACAAGUUUCUCUGAGAGCACAGAAGGGUUGACUGCUGGGACAGUUACUACAAGGCUGGAUGUGACCCAAAGCCCUGCUAGACACACACACCAGAGCCUAGAACCUGACCAGAAGCAAGAACUGCCUCCCUUAUACCCCUGUCAGGAUGACGAGACGGAGUACAGUGAAAGAGUGUACCAGAGGGAUUCUCAUGGUGUUAUGCAGCUGGUUCAGAGGGACAACGAUGAAGACCACGAGGACUAUGAAGACUAUGAAGACACUGACAUUGACACCAGCAUUGACACCAGCAUUGACCCCUGCAACCUAUCACCCAGUGGACUGGCCCGCUGUCUUAUCUACCCAACCAAUCAACUCAACUGCUCCUGGAAAUUCCAUGGUCUCCUUAAUGACAGCCAAUCCUCUGCCUCUGUCUCUGUGUGUAGGAACAAUGAGAGUAUCUCCAGUGUGGACUGUGUCUCUGAGGUCAUGGGAGGCCAGGGAUGGCCUGGCGGUGUGGUUCGAGGCGUGUCUGCUGGCUGCCAAGGGAGUGUGGGUGACGGCGUCACCUCUUUGAGUCUGACUUUCAAAGUGUCACGCCCUGGCGUGUGCUGCAUCUACACUAAUAAAAUGGACACCAUAGAUAUUGAAGUACUGCGCCCGCCCCCCAACAUCACUGCCUGGGUCAGAGAGGAGGGUCUGCUGGUGCAGUGGGGUCUUCCGUCCAACACCACACCCAGAUGCUUCCACUACCAGCUCCAGAUCAAUGACCUGGUGAGGAGCUUCACAGAGGGACUGACAUUCACUGAGACCAACCUGGACCACACACAACGGUACGACGUGAAGAUGAGGGUGAGGAAGAAUAGUAACUGCAGAGGAUCUGACCACUGGAGCAGCUGGAGCAACACCGUCCCGGUGGCCCCGUCUGAAUCACACAAUCGGCUGAACACGCAGGCGGUUGCCAUCACUCUGGGGAUAUUCAUGAUCCUCCUGGCUCUGCUGCUGCUGAUCAGACUCCAGAGGGACCGUCUGUUUCCCCCCAUCCCUGGUCCCCCACUGAAGAUUAAACACCUCUUGGAGAGAGACUACCUACUUCAGGCCCUGCCGUCCAAAUGUGUUGAGGAGAUCACAGUGGUGGAGGAAGCUGAGGAAACCCCUGUCAAUAUGGCCAGUUAAACAAGAUGGCCUGUUUUUGAAGUAGCCUCGUAAAUACCAGCGUGAAGCUUGCGGGAUCAGACGGCUUUGCUUGGCUGUUUUAAAGCCCCGUCAACAUUAGCCCCUAGGCUCUCUGGCCGAUCUGUAAGAAGGAUCCCCUUAGCCUAUCAGAGGUCAAUAUGUAGUUAUUAUUUGUUAAUACCUAUACAGUCCUUUCCGAUCUACAAGUAGGACAAGGAGAGUGUGCAGGGCAAGUGUGACAUUCCUGGUCCCAUCCCUCAAGUCUGUGAGUCAACACAGGAAGGAGUAAUGGAUGGAUAGCUAUUUUAUUUCCAAAGCUGCGAUCAUGGGACACACUUAGUAUGGAUGAAUGAUGAGUAGUAGACGGGAUAUAACAGCACUCCGAAAGAAGAUGCAUUCUCCAGUUAGCUACCAACUUCAAAGAGGGAACAUUAGCUAGCAUAAAACCCACAUUGGCAAAUAACAUAUCUGACGCCAAACCAACAGUAUUAGUUACUAAUAACAUAAAUUGCUAAUGUAAAAUGUGGAUUUUUUUUUUUAAUGUAAUGUCAACUUUAUACAUUUCUAUCCCGGGACCAUUCAAUUUUCAACUCACCCACAGCAAUUCUCCAUAAAUUUGCUGUGGAUUACCCAGAAUCCCAUACUUUUAUCACCUAGUGUAUUAGAGAAUGUAAACCCACUAAUCCACCAGGAAGUGGCAUAAUACCAAUUUUUAUGCAAGAAUUUUACAAUUGAAUCACUCUGUUACACAAGCAGUUUCCCUGGUCAAACGUUGGAUUCUAGCUUGAAAUAUACUUAUUCAUAUUACCUACUAUAAAUUAUUGAUGACUUUACAUGUAUAAUGAAUGUAUGUGUUUGGGUAAAUGGCGGAUAAGAACCAGGUGAAUGGAAAGUUAAUCAGUGGGUCCUAUGGAGGGAGGCAAAGGGCAACAGUCUGGUUUCAGUCACUGGUAAAGUAGGACAGCUGUGGAUUAGGGAGGAGUGAGAAAUUUGUCCUGAAGUGAGAAGGAAUAAGACAUUUUUGCAUUUGUAUAAAGAAAAACGAUCACAUUUACAUAAGUAUUUAGAACCUUUACUCAGUACUUUGUUGAAGCACCUUUUCCAGCGGUUACAGCCUCAAGUCUUUUGGGGUAUGACGCUACAAGCUUGGCGCACUUGUAUUUGGGGAGUUUCUUGCAUUCCUCUCUGCAUAUCCUCUCAAGCUCUGUCAGGUUGGAUGGGGAGCGUUGCUGCACAGCUAUUUUCAGGUCUCUCCAGAGAUGUUCAAUCGGGUUCAAGUCUGGGCUCUGGCUGGGACACAAGGACAUUCAGAGACUUGUCCCAAAGCCAAUCCUGCUUUGUUUUGGCUGUGUGCUAAUGGUCAUUGUCCUGUUGGAAGGUAAACCUUUGCCCCAGUCUGAGGUUCUGAGUGCACUGGAGCAGGAUUUCAUCAAGGAUCUCUGUACUUUGCUUCGUUCAUCUUUGCCUCAAUCCUGACUAGUCUCCCAGUCCCUGCCGCUGAAAAACAUCUCCACAGCAUGAUGCCUCCACCAUGCUAGGUUUAACUAAGUGGCAAGGUGAAAAAUCUAUGAAUGUGCCCUGAUCAUAAUGAAGAGUGGGGUCACAGCCAGCCAUUAUGAACGGUAACCCUGGAACCAUAAGGGUAAAGUGCUUUGCACACCCAUAGAUCUUUCACCUUGUCGGCUCGGGGAUUCAAACUAGCAACCUCUGUUACUGGCCCAACGUUCAAACCGCUAGGCUACCUGCUUAAACCCCACCAUCACUAACCCCUAAGCUUGUGGGCUGAUCUGUAAUGAGGAUCCCCUUAACCUAUCACAUGGCAAGAUGCAGUCGUUGCCCUUUAGUUAACACCUAUCCAAUCCUUUCAGAGAGGGGGAUAUGAAAAAAAAACACAUUUCUAAAUAUCAUGUGAAAGAGGACAAAUAUUAGUACCCUCCAAUUACUACACACACUUCAAAGCGUUCCUCCACCUGGAACCACAAACGUGCACUUUUGUAAACAACAAAAGCAUCUCAAAGGCUCAAUUAAAUGCAUGCAAAUAUAUAUUACACACACACACAAACAAAUUGUCCCAUCUCUGUUGAAAACAUAAAAUUGUUAACUAUAUUACAAGCACUGUGUGUGUGGGACAACCUACCACUCCACAGACUCUCGUCUCUCAGCUGUGUUUUGUUCAGGGGGUGUAUGGUCGGGGGAUGCUGUCAGCAGGGACUAUCUGCAGAUGUGGACUUGGUGAUUUGGAGGCUGUUAUGUUUGCUGUAUUGUGUUGCAUUAUGGGCUGCUACUUUGUGUACUUGUUAAUGAAGUGCAGUUACGCAUGUGUGUAGGGAGGAUACACGGACUGCUAUAACAUGGGAGGUAAUGGCGCAUGUGUGUAGGGAGGAUACACGGACUGCUAUAACAUGGGAGGUAAUGGCGCAUGUGUGUAGGGAGGAUACACGGACUGCUAUAACAUGGGAGGUAAUGGCGCAUGUGUGUAGGGAGGAUACACGGACUGCUAUAACAUGGGAGGUAAUGGCGCAUGUGUGUAGGGAGGAUACACGGACUGCUAUAACAUGGGAGGUAAUGGCGCAUGUGUGUAGGGAGGAUACACGGACUGCUAUAACAUGGGAGGUAAUGGCGCAUGUGUGUAGGGAGGAUACACGGACUGCUAUAACAUGGGAGGUAAUGGCGCAUGUGUGUAGGGAGGAUACACGGACUGCUAUAACAUGGGAGGUAAUGGCGCAUGUGUGUAGGGAGGAUACACGGACUGCUAUAACAUGGGAGGUAAUGGCGCAUGUGUGUAGGGAGGAUACACGGACUGCUAUAACAUGGGAGGUAAUGGCGCAUGUGUGUAGGGAGGAUACACGGACUGCUAUAACAUGGGAGGUAAUGGCGCAUGUGUGUAGGGAGGAUACACGGACUGCUAUAACAUGGGAGGUAAUGGCGCAUGUGUGUAGGGAGGAUACACGGACUGCUAUAACAUGGGAGGUAAUGGCGCAUGUGUGUAGGGAGGAUACACGGACUGCUAUAACAUGGGAGGUAAUGGCGCAUGUGUGUAGGGAGGAUACACGGACUGCUAUAACAUGGGAGGUAAUGGCGCAUGUGUGUAGGGAGGAGUAAGAGUUUAUUUUCCAUGUUUUUAAAUUAAUACUUUUGAAAUCCUAUUGAUUCAUGUUCUCAGAAUAAUAAAGAGUGACUCACCUGAAGCCUCCAUCCUUCAGAUUCAUUCUGAAGCGGUGGACGUACGGUGUCCUCCUGAACCAGAGAGGGGAAGAGUUUACACUCGGUUUCAGUAGGUUCAUGUAAAUCAAAAGGUGAGACAAACUGGGGGACAUUAAAACACACUCAAAUGUUGAAAACACUAUCCACUCAUUCUGAAAGUGCUUUUUAGUUCUAAUGAGGUAUUACUACUCAUCUCACUGCAAUACUUCUUAGAGUAUUGUAGUGAGAUGAGUAUAGACCAGGCCAAGAGUGUGCAAAGCUGCCAUCAAGGCAAAGGGUGGCUACUUUGAAGAAUCUCAGAUAUAAAAUAUUUUGAUUUGUUUAACACUUUUUUUGGUUACUACAUGAUUCCAUAUGUGUUAUGUAUAGUUUUGAUGUCUUCACUAUUAUUCUACAAUAUAGAAAAGAGUACAAAUAAAUUAAAACCCUUGAAUGAA
This is a messenger RNA of Oncorhynchus masou masou (cherry salmon), 4951 nucleotides long. RefSeq lists its product as uncharacterized. The transcript is spliced from 10 exons. The record is from RefSeq and is a predicted model, not a curated record. Bases 72 to 1310 code for a protein of 412 amino acids. NCBI's taxonomy places the organism in Eukaryota, Metazoa, Chordata, Actinopteri, Salmoniformes, Salmonidae. Gene Ontology annotation, molecular function: protein binding.